AUGUCUAGCUUGUUUAAGACUUUCAGAUAUUGUAAAAUAGCAGGUCAUCAAUCCAAAAAAAUUAUCAGAAUUUGUGUUUCAAAGUUAUCAUGCACAAAUAGAUAUUUAUGUGAAUUGUGUAUUAAAUCAUAAAAUCAUCCACAUAUUGAUUAAAGUUUAAGCAUUGAAUAAUUUUUGUAAAGAAUCAAUUAAAUAAAAAUAAAUUAUUAGACUGCAAAUAAAAUAGAUGAAAUAUCUUUUAUAUUGAAAACCAAAAUAAAUUCUUGUAUUCAAAUAAUUCAAUAAUAAUUUUCAUAAUUAGAGGAUAGAGUAGAAAAUAUCAAAUCUAAUAUAAGAAAUAGUUUUGCUAAUAUUAUAUAAGUAUUAGAUUAAUUAAGUUCGAAUCCUCUAGGUUUUAAUGAUGAAAACCUAAAUAGAAAUUUAUAUCUUCUUUAAGAUGAAAGUUGGAAGGAAUUUCAAUAAUCUGUUAAUAAAGGUACUCAUAUUAUGAAACAAUAUUUCAAUAUUCUACAUGAAUAAUCGUUAAAGUUUAAAUUAAUAAAUGAACAUUCAAAGUAAGGAAGUAUUGCCUAACAUUUAUAAAUGGGUGAGACAUCUUGGCAUUUGAAAGAUAUAGAUAAAGAUUUCGAGUCCCAUCGUCCAGAUCUUUCGAGAUUCAUUAUAUAUUACUCAGCAUAGACUCAAGAACUGAUGUAUUAUAUUUUAUUAUAAUAUAUAUGAAGAAGGACAAAUUUUAAAUAAUAAAGUUUAGU
Molecule: messenger RNA, 752 nt
Organism: Paramecium sonneborni
Lineage: Eukaryota; Ciliophora; Oligohymenophorea; Peniculida; Parameciidae
Source: the annotation of a GenBank genome assembly